Messenger RNA from Nycticebus coucang (slow loris), 2537 nucleotides. It is a transcript of the gene SRA1, whose product is annotated as steroid receptor RNA activator 1. Bases 904 to 1590 code for a protein of 228 amino acids. The record is from RefSeq and is a predicted model, not a curated record. The transcript has 5 exons. Gene Ontology annotation, cellular component: nucleus. Gene Ontology annotation, biological process: regulation of transcription by RNA polymerase II. NCBI's taxonomy places the organism in Eukaryota, Metazoa, Chordata, Mammalia, Primates, Lorisidae.
AUAUUGGGGCUGGGACAGGGCUGGGGCCUAAUGACCUGUAUGAGAUGAGUGUGCUGGGUGAUGGUGGCUGCCUCUAGUCGUACAAGGGCAUAGGUGUGAUGGGAAUCUUACUUGAUUAAAUGAACAUAUUUUCUUUUAUUUUUUAUUUUAUUUUAUUUUUUUGGCCGGGGCUGGGUUUGAACCCGCCACCUCCGGCAUAUGGGACCGGCGCCCUACUCCUUGAGCCACAGGUGCCGCCCAAAUGAACAUAUUUUCUAAGGUCUUCCCUGUGCACUAGGGAUGUAAUGAAAAUAGUCACGGUCCCUUUCUGAGAAUGUCAGAAGAACAAGAGUCAAAAAAACAAGAUAGAAGAUACGGUGUAGCUGAGAAACCCCAGGGUUGUGUGAGCUCAGGUGAGACACUAAAUCUGGCUUGAGGCAUUACAGAAAGUUUGCUGAAGAGCUGACAUCUGAGUGCCGAAGGUAGAUGACUACCAGUUAGCAAGGCUAGAGUGAAUGUAGUGAUUAUGCAGGAGAGUGGAUAGAGUUUAGCCUCCUAGAUGUCGACUUGGCCAGAGCACGAAGGCCGUAUGUAGGACAGGAGCUUCCGGUGGCCUCAAGUUGAGCAAGUGAGAGACUUUGGAGAGGUCGGACCCAGAGAAGACAAGGAUAACUAGAACGCCUGCUACUGGAACAGCCCCGUUUGGUGCCUUGUGAGCGAGAUCCUGAAGGUUCAUUACGUGGAGAGUUCGAGUUCCUUAGGGAGUUGGCGCAGGGUCCUCACAGUGGCUGUCAGCAGUUGUAGACAACCGCUCCAUCUCAAGGGUUCCAAGCAACCAGCCAAGCUCCAGCAGCGCCCCAACGGGCUCGCCGUGCUACCGCUCCGGAAGUGACGCACUGCCCCGCUGGCCGUGCGGAAGUGGCGAUGGCGGAGCUGUACGUGAAGCCGGUCUCGUUUCACACAUCCACCUCGGCAGGCAACAAGGAGCGCGGCUGGAACGAUCCGCCACAGUUUUCAUAUGGGCUGCAGACCCAGGCUGGUGGGCCCAAGCGCACACCGCUCACCAAGAGGGUCGCCGCUCCCCAGGAUGGAUCUCCCAGAGAGACUUUUCCUGGCCCCCCGCCACUGGGGCCUCCACCUCCUUCAAGUAAGGUUCCCAGGCCCCCACCUGUGGGGAGUUGUCCUGCCUCUGGUAUGGAGCCCACAAGUUUCCCAGUUGAGUCUGAGGCUCUGAUGGAGGAUGUGCUGAGACCUUUGGAACAGGCAUUGGAGGAUUGCCGUGGCCACACAAGGAAGCAGGUAUGUAAUGACAUCAACCGACGCCUGGCACUGCUGCAGCAACAGUGGGCUGGAGGGAAGUUGUCAAUGCCUGUAAAGAAGAGGAUGGCUCUACUGGUGCAAGAACUUUCAGGCCACCAAUGGGAUGCAGCAGACGACAUCCACCGCUCACUCAUGGUUGACCAUGUGACUGAGGUCAGCCAGUGGAUGGUAGGAGUUAAAAGAUUAAUUGCUGAAAAGAGGACUCUGUCUUCAGAGGCGGCCAGCGAAGAGAAAUCUGCAGCCACAACUGAGGAGAACCAGACCAUACCAGGCUUCCAGCAGGCUCCAUAAUACUGUGGGUUCCUCAGACUCAACCUGACACCAUCUCCUACACUUUGGUGUGGGAGGCCUUCUGACAUUGGGCUCCCUCUUAACCACCAGGGAGGUUGUCUGUCCCAUUUGGCCUGAUUUACCUCUGUGGAAAAGGUCAGCUUGGCCCACAGGGAAGACUUGUUAACCAUAACACACACAGUUCAAUAAAAACAUCUCAGUGGUGGGCUUUGGGUAGGUAGGAGAUAUGAACCCUUCCUUUGCCAAACUAGUUAGCCCUCUUUGGUGUCCCCGACUUCUCUGCUCUCUACACAGCCUACAAACCUCUGUUUUCUCCUCCAUUUAUCAUGAAGGGCCUUGUUGGGCAAGACCAGAUAGCUGCUUACCACUUUCCCUAAUAUUAGACUGAAAAGCACAUCCCUCACUGGGCCGAACAGCCCUGUCUUUGGAUGACUUUAUUCCAGCAUAAAAUCAAGGAGACUCUUUUUUCAAAAAAAAAAAAAAAAAAAAAAGACUGUCCUGUUUGCAGUGUAUCAUCCUUGAGGUAAAUAGGUGCCAUGGGGAUUAGAACCACAUUGAGUGGGGGUUUUGCCAUGUAAAUUGAAGGAUAAAAAGACCAGAAUACCAAGAUUUGGAAUCGUAUCUCUUUAUCUGACUCACCAAAUAAGAACCUGCCUCAUUUUGGACCUCAGUGUGGGCCCUAACUUCUCUUCUAACCCUUUGGAAACUGUUAACAGAGCUGGGGAAAGGGGGCAGAGAGGGCCUUGAUGGAUAUCAUCUUGUGAGAAAGGUUACAGUGUUUUCAGUGUUGGAAUAGGGGAACUGGUGGGAGGCAGAAAAGGCUUGGGGAUGACUAUAGGUGGGGGGCAGCACCUCUUUUCCAAAAGGAAGUGCUGCUGGGGAGGCUCAGUUCCAGGAAGGCUCCUUCCUGGAAAGACAGGAAUAGCCUUUGGAAAAGGCCAGACUAU